Emys orbicularis (European pond turtle) is the source of this 1866-nucleotide messenger RNA. It is a transcript of the gene DNAAF10, whose product is annotated as dynein axonemal assembly factor 10. The coding region runs from base 35 to 1114 and encodes 359 amino acids. The transcript has 8 exons. Gene Ontology annotation, molecular function: ubiquitin binding. Lineage: Eukaryota; Metazoa; Chordata; Testudines; Emydidae. The record is from RefSeq and is a predicted model, not a curated record.
GGCCGCGGCGGUUGGGGCGGCGCCGGCGCGCAGUAUGUCGGGCGCGGGGCUGGAGAAGCCGCAGCUGAUCACGCACGUGCAGCAGUCGCUGAACUACACCGUGUUCGAGUGCAAAUGGGUGCCGUGCAGCGCGCGCCUCCUCUGCCUCGGCAGCGUCCCGCGCGGCACCGGCGUCAUCCAGCUCUACGAGCUGCAGAGCGGCCGCCUCAGCCUGCUGCGCGAGAUUGAAAAGGCCAAACCUAUUAAAUGUGGAACUUUUGGUGCUACAUCGCUACAGCAGAGAUAUCUAGCUACUGGGGACUUUGGUGGAAACCUUAAUAUAUGGAACUUGGAAGCUCCAGAGAUUCCAGUAUACUCUGUGAAGGGCCAUAAAGAAAUCAUAAAUAGUAUAGAUGGUGUAGGUGGCUUAGGGAUUGGAGAAGGAGCACCAGAAAUUGUGACUGGGAGCCGAGAUGGAACCGUGAAAGUGUGGGACCCAAGACAAAAAGAUACACCUGUUGCUAAUAUGGAACCAGUACAAGGCGAGAGCAAGAGAGACUGCUGGACGGUAGCAUUUGGCAAUGCCUACAAUCAAGAGGAGCGUGUUGUGUGUGCUGGCUAUGACAAUGGUGACAUUAAAUUAUUUGACCUAAAAACCAUGUCAUUGCGAUGGGAGACCAACAUUAAGAAUGGGGUUUGCAGUGUGGAGUUUGACAGGAAAGAUAUAAAUAUGAAUAAAUUAGUGGCCACAUCGCUCGAAGGAAAGUUUCAUGUUUUUGAUAUGAGAACUCAGCAUCCAACCAAAGGUUUUGCCUCCAUUUCAGAGAAGGCUCACAAAUCCACCAUGUGGCAAGUUCGGCACCUGCCACAGAACAGGGAUAUCUUUAUCACUAGUGGAGGAGCUGGGAGCCUUCAUCUCUGGAAAUAUGAGUACCCUGCUCAGCGCUCAAAGAAGGAUUCUGAAGGAGUUGAGAUGGGGGUUGCAGGUUCAGUCAGUCUCUUACAGAAUGUGACUUUGUCAACACAGCCCAUUUCUAGCCUUGAUUGGAGCCCUGACAAAAGGGGUCUGUGUGUCUGCAGUGCUUUUGACCAGACUGUGAGGGUACUGAUAGUUACGAAGCUCAGCAAGAUUUGACAAAAAACGGAUUUUCAGGACGAAAGCGACAUAGUUUGAGGGGUGUAUAUAAAAGAGACUUUGUUAUUUAUAACUUGAAUGUCUCCUUUAACAAAGCUGGUUUAAAGAAUUAAAAAACAGAUCUUUCUAUUGAAAGUUCAGAUAAAUUGAGUUACAGUUGUUUGACUACAUACUAUGCUGCUGUUAGUUGGAAAAAGUUGCCUAGGCUUAACUUUUUUACCUUCUAAUGUAAAUUUACCUUUAAAAUAAAAUGUGCCUUCUGCUUAGUGUGUUUAAAAUAUCUGCAAGUUCAGAAAUUAUUUUAAACUGUAUCUUCUCAAUGUAAAUUGCUUUUUUUCUUCAGUAGCACUAAUCUGUUCACUCUUGUUAAAUUGUUUGCUUUGUAUGUUUUUAUCAUAUAUUUUUCCAUUCUUAGUUAUUAGGGAAACUAUCCUAUGAUCCAUCCUAGAAAAUACAUUGAAGGGACAGUAAAUUUCUCUGACCUUACUUGACCAUAUUUGGCAGUGUGUGUUUGUUAAAGUGACUCAGAUUACUUCAAUACAUUUAAACACUUAUUUAAAAACUGAGGAUUUUUAAACUGAGGAUUUCAGAUUUCAAACAUGUUUAAUGAAUGACCCUUUUCAUGGAGAUGGUAUUGUAAUUAAGAUGUUCAGCAAAAUUAGCAGUUUUUGUUAUGGAUCACUUUAUAUUCUUCUGUUCAUUUUUAACUAAUUUGUUACACACUAUCCUACAAUAAAAAUGUGUCGUGUGUU